Ciona intestinalis (vase tunicate) is the source of this 3344-nucleotide messenger RNA. The record is from RefSeq and is a predicted model, not a curated record. NCBI's taxonomy places the organism in Eukaryota, Metazoa, Chordata, Ascidiacea, Phlebobranchia, Cionidae.
AGAAAACAACUAGAAAAAUUGUAGCAUAAAUAUUGAUAUUGAAUUCUUAGGGAAUUUGUUUCCACUGUACUUGAUACAACUGCUUUACAAUGAUGGAAAUGGACAAUGGAGAUUCUGGUGGAAAUCAGCAAAAUAAACCAGCCGAGACGAAGUCUCCAUACUCGAUGCCAGGCAUUCUACACUUUAUACAGCAUGAAUGGUCAAGGUUUGAAAUGGAACGCGCACAAUGGGACGUGGAGAGAGCUGAGUUGCAGGCACGCAUUGCGUUUCUGCAAGGUGAAAGAAAAGGGCAGGAGAAUUUAAAAAGAGAUUUAAUUCGAAGAAUCAAAAUGUUAGAAUUUGCUCUAAAGCAAGAAAGAGCCAAAGUGCACAAGCUCAAAUUUGGAACAGACAUUAGCAUGGAACAAAAGCAUAAUGAGACUAACGAGGAAUCAAAAACGAAUGAAAUGCAAACAACAAACGCUCAUAUGUCGUGGCGUCAUGGCAGGCAACUUCUGCGACAAUACUUGCAAGAGGUUGGCUACAGCGAGACAAUCCUGGAUGUUCGGUCUCAAAGAGUCCGUGCUCUGCUCGGCAAUAACUAUGAGGUGCCGAAACCAACUGAAAACGACAAUCAAGUAGUAAAUGGAGAUCUAUCAGAUGAAGAAGUACAGCAAAAGUCAGCAGGUUUUGUUUUAGCCAGUCACGGUUCAGGAAAAUCAACUGAAAACAUCUUUAAGGAUUUUAACUUCCUAAACGCAGCAGACAACGAUGAAGAUGAAGAUGUUAGCAUGCAGGAAGAGGACACAACAGAUGGAGGGGAUCAACAGCGAAAAUCAAGAGCUAAAGAUGACUUUGAUGAGGUGGAUGGUUUCGGUGACGCAGAGAUGGCUCUUGCUGAGUUUGACUUUCUUAAUCCACCUGACAGUGAACCAGAUGAUAUGAAAUUGGAUUGGUCAGUUGAUCAGAACAAACUAAAUGCGAUGAAGGAACAGUUUCGACAGGAGAAGAGACAGACAAAGAAAAAGGAACUAAAACGCCCUAUAAAGAAAGAUCUUCAAAAUAUGCUUGACACUCUACGUGGGUCUGAACUCAACCGUGCAACUGAGGAUGUGGACAUUCAUAUUCCAGAUGAAGAAAACCUCCCCUUUACUGUAGGAGGGACACAUAUUGGAGAUGAAUCUAUUGAAAACGCUCUCGGUCUUGGGGCCCUCGCUGGAUUGACAGUCGCUAAUGAAGCUGACCCUCUGUCUUACGAUAUCUCAGCCACCAAAGAAUCGUACCGGAAGACAUGGAAUCCAAAAUACACGCUCCGGAGUCACUUUGAUGGCAUCCGAGCGAUCAGGUUCCUCCCUAAUGAGUCCUCCGUGAUCACCGCAUCUGAGGAUCACACCAUGAAGCUCUGGAACCUCAAUAAACCUCUUCCAAGCAAGAAGACACAAGCGUUGGAUGUUGAACCUAUCUAUAGCUUUAGAGGACACUCUGGUGCUGUUCUCAGCCUGGAAAUUGAUACUGAGGGGAGUUCAUGUUUUAGUGGAGGUUUAGAUUCCACUGUUAGAGUAUGGAGUAUACCAAGUGUGGAAAUAGACGCUUAUGAUACUUAUGAUCCAUCCGUCUCCCAAAAGAUCCUCGUCGGACACACGGAUGCGGUUUGGUCUCUCUCCUACUCCGGCACUCGUCAGCAAUUAUUGUCUGCAUCAUCUGAUUGUUCAGUGAGGUUGUGGAACCCAACAUCAGCUGAUCCUCUCGUGCAAACAUACACUACUGAUGGCACACCGACAUCUGUCUGUUUCGUUCAUUGCGACUCCAACCAUGUAGUAGUAUCCCACACUGAUGGGAAAGUGAAUUUGUACGAUCUUGAAACUGGACAAAUAUCUCUCGUCCUUACAGAGGGAGAUGGAAGUAGCAUCAACUGUGUUGUGAGCCAUCCAACAAUGCCUGUUACCAUGACGGCACACGAUGAUAAACACAUUAAAUUCUAUGACAACACAUCAGGCAAACUAAUUCACUCUAUGGUGGCCCAUCUGGAUUCAGUGACCAGUUUAUCUGUUGAUCCUAAUGGUCUAUACUUGUUGUCUGGAAGUCAUGACAGUUCAAUUCGUUUAUGGAACCUGGAUAGCAAGACCUGUAUUCAGGAGCUUACUUCUCAUAGGAAAAAGUUUGACGAAUCAAUUUACUCUGUGGCAUUCCAUCCUAGUGCCACGUAUAUUGCGAGUGCAGGAGCGGAUGCCUUGGCCAAGGUUUUCGUUUAAUAUUCACGUGAUUACUGCUCGUGAAGUAAUUUUCGUGAAACAAUGCUCAUGAAAUCUUUUUCGUGAGACACUGCUCAUGAAGUCACUUUCGUGAAACACUGCUCAUGAAGUCACUUUCGUGAAACACAGCUCAUGAAGUAUCUUUUGUGAGACCUUACGAAAAGACUCUAUUUUCAGCGAGUGGUACUUUUUCACAUAAUUUCUGGCUCACGAACUUACAUGAUAAAGCAUUUGAUUGCAAGAAUCACGUGAUCAUAUUAUUAGUUUGAGCUUUUGGGUAACCACCCCAAAAAUCAUGUAAGGCUAGAUUUGAUAUUUAACAGCUAUGCUGUGUAUUUUUAAGCGCAUAUGGCAGCCUGCACCAUUAAUGCAGAGAUUGGAUUAUCAACUCAAAACGUACACUGUUGUACCCACAUGCUAAUAAUGCAGUCUAUAAUUGUGCGCCCACAUCGGUUUCCAACACCUGGUGACAUGUACUCAAAAAUCCAUGCGAUUGUGAAAUAAUUCUCCUAAAUUUGUACUUUUUGCACCGAUCGUUUUUUGGUGCGUUUUCAGUUUGACGGUGUAACAAACCUGUUGUUCGCGUUACACUACAGUGUUGUUUUCUCUUAGUUGGUUCAAAGAAUUUUUUUGAAGCAGUUUCAUAAAAGUUCUGGUUUUACAUGUACAAUUCAAGUGGCAACAAAACUCGUUUUUUUUUCUCUGAAAGUGAUUUUUCAAAAACGCUCCCCAAUAAUCAGUUAAAUUAGCCUGGCUUUUUGUAGCCUCAGCAUAUAUAAGGUUCUCAAAUAUAUCCUUGCUUACAUAGUUGGGAGUUGUUUAAAUUUGAUUUGGCUGUAUAUCUGUUUUUAAAUCUCACAAAAAUUCAUGGUUUUUCAACGUUUUCUACGUUUUACAAAAAAAAUCAGUUUCUGUCUGCAGUUAUUUCAGGCCGAAAAGCAUUUACUUUAUUGAAACCUUUAUAUGUGCUUGCGUAAUGUCAUACUACUGCCGUUUUGCUGCAUUGGUGUCUAAUGUAACAAGAAGAAAUUUUAUUUGGUCGUCAAAACCUUGCUGCACGGUUUUGAAGUAUUAGUAUUGUGGCUUUUGAGAUAAUAAAUGGUAUAUGUCACU